Messenger RNA from Amphimedon queenslandica, 1146 nucleotides. Its product is annotated as kinesin heavy chain-like. The transcript has a single exon. Lineage: Eukaryota; Metazoa; Porifera; Demospongiae; Haplosclerida; Niphatidae. The record is from RefSeq and is a predicted model, not a curated record. The coding region runs from base 1 to 1146 and encodes 381 amino acids.
AUGGAGACAGAACACUCUUCAAUGGAAAGCUUUGAGGCCGUGGGGGAGAAUACAGGAGAAGAAAGUUACACCAUUAUUGACAGGAACAAGUUAGACAAAGACUUAGAAGAUGAGACGGGAUCAGACUGGGACUUAGCUCAAUCUCUACAGCCAAGCUUAAUAAGUAUAAAAGAUAGUGAAAAGAUGAGAAAAAGCAGUCAAUCCGAAGAUGAAAUAGAAAAUGAAAAAAGUGACAUUUCAUCACCUCCAUUUUCAUUAGUAACUGUACCCCAAGAUGGUGGAGAAGCACUCCCUCCAAGUAAAAUGGAAACCAAAAGAUAUGCUUCUUCAAGUUUAGAAAAAACUUCUUAUAACAGCAUGUCUCAAAGUGUAAUGGAAGAGAAAGAGGAGCACAUCUCACAGUCACGAGCAAGAUCACUUCAAAAGAACAACAAGGACCUUCUUAUGCAAAAUAAGAAGUUGUCAAGGAUGCUGACACAGGAAAAGCAAAAAUUAGAAGAGCUUUUAAGAAGCAAAGAUAAAGAGAUUGCAGUCCUUGUCACAAAACUUUGUGAGCUACAAGAUACAAAUGACAGCUUGAAUGAUAACCUUGAAGUCUUGAAUACGGAGGUCCGGAAUCUAAAAAUUGCACUACAAGUGAAAGCAGAAGCUCUUGCAGCUCGCACUGAAGAAGUUGAGUAUCUUAACAAUGAGAAUGAGAGGAUGAAAAGGAACCUAGAUGAGUACCUUAGAGAUAUAGAAAAGCUAAAAGAGGAAAUAAUGAAAAAUAAAAGGAGAGAAAAUCUAAGAGAGGCAUCAUCUACAGCAACAUCAAGCAGCAGGUCAAGUGAACAGCACUCAAGGAAGCCAAGAGAGCAUCAUCACCAUUCAUCCUCUUCUAGUCAGAGGAGAGAACGAUCAAGGGAUCAACCCCAGGGUGAAGACCAUAGCAGGGAGCUAGCAAGGCAGCGUGGGAGUGGUGCAAUUAGAGACAGCAGACCUGAGAGGCUUGAUGAGCCAAACAUUUCAUCAAGAGCAUAUGAAAGUCUAAAAAAAGCAUCAGCAAUCAGUGUAUGUCCUGUAUGUGGUGAGGAGAGACCUUAUGAGAAAGCAAUGGAUAUGACUAAUCAUGUUGAAGAAUGUCUAAGGAAAAAAGGAUACGCAUAA